This is a messenger RNA of Cottoperca gobio, 2829 nucleotides long. RefSeq names its product E3 ubiquitin-protein ligase MARCH3-like. Gene Ontology annotation, molecular function: zinc ion binding; ubiquitin-protein transferase activity. The coding region runs from base 364 to 1164 and encodes 266 amino acids. Lineage: Eukaryota; Metazoa; Chordata; Actinopteri; Perciformes; Bovichtidae. The record is from RefSeq and is a predicted model, not a curated record. Gene Ontology annotation, biological process: protein ubiquitination. The transcript is spliced from 5 exons.
UCAAAUACUUAAAACAAGAUCAUCGAUGGGGUGAAAUCAUGGAUGCUUUAGUGUUAGGGGCUCUUAUAAGACAUCCAUAUGCGAAAUGUGUGGAGCUUAAGGGAAGGUCUGCCUAUAAGGGCUUACUCGGGGCACAAAGUCUGUAUACAGCUGAGCCGAACAACACCUUUUUAGCUCAAAGCGGAAGUUCAGAGGGACUUGAUAAAGUGGGGUUGAGGUUUGAGGUAAAUAAGCGUGGAGGAGAAUUUUCCACUUAAUAUCAUUAUUUGCCAUUCAAGCUGGUGGCACUGUGAAUUCAGGACACCGACUGAAGAUGCCCAGUGAGACCUUUGGUCUGUGUCCAGCGUUCUGCUCUCUGCCACCAUGAUGACCAAUCACUGUACGUUUUUGCCAAGCCAGUGUCUGUCGGCCCAACAUGAGCUGCACUCUGAGCACAUGUGUGUGUUCUCUGAUGAGCCGCCCCUCCCAGGUAAAACCAUGGAGGAAUGCAGCGUGUCAACCAGUGAGCAGCCUCAGUAUUACAGACCAGUGUCGACCAAGCUGGAUGGUCAGCUGAUGUCUCCAGGGUUGGACGCAUACACCAAACAGUGUGCCGUGCCAGAGAACCCCAUGUGCCGCAUCUGUCAUGACAGUGGAGCCCAGGAGGAGCUGCUGUCGCCCUGUGAAUGUUCCGGGACGUUGGCCACCAUCCACCGCAGCUGCCUGGAACACUGGCUGUCUGCCUCAGGAACCAGCUCCUGUGAGCUCUGCCACUACCAGUUCACCGUGCAGAGGAAGUCCAGGCCGCUGCUUGAGUGGCUGCAGAACCCAGGUCUUCGUCAGGAGAAGCGAACCCUGUUGGGUGACAUGGUGUGUUUCCUGCUCAUCACCCCUCUGGCCACCAUCUCCGGCUGGCUCUGCCUUCGUGGUGCCAUAGAUCACCUUCACUUCUCCAGCCGGCUGGAGGCUGUUGGACUCAUCGCUCUAACUGUUGCCCUCUUUACCAUUUACCUCUUCUGGACCCUGGUGUCUCUCAGGUAUCACUGUCGACUGUACAACGAGUGGCGAAGGUCCAAUCAAAGAGUAGUCGUCCUCCUUCCCCGCUCACACAGUGGAGCGUCAGCACUGCACUCCUUACAAGGUUCACAGCGAGGGAAGCAGCCGUCCAAAGAGUCGAUAGUCUGAGCGCAGAGCCAGCUGCCAGACGGGCUCUCAUCAGGGGACGGACUCCGUUCAUCUCCUGCUCUCUUUGCACUUUAUAGCACUGAUCCGAGAUGUUCUGCUAGUGCUGAUGUCACAGAUGUGUGAAUGGCAACAGGUAAGAAGCACUUAAUUGUCAACCUCAUUGAGGACAGAGUUAAAGGGAAGGACUGCCUCACCUUUAACACUGUGAGCUGAGGAAGCAGCAGUCUUGGCUCCUGAUCGGGGAUGGACUGCAGUGUUUUGGUCAAUCAAUACUGAAGCUAAACACUGUGAUGGUAACUUGCAGUAACAGCACCAUGCUCUUAAUGAAACGUCUCAGACAUUUUUACAUCAUGGUGAACACGUGGCUCUGGUACUGCCUCAAGAAACAUUUUCUUCUUGUCUCGUUUGCUGGUUGAGAUGAGAAGGUAAAUAUCAGUAUCCCAAAACAUCACACUGUUCCUUUAAGAAUGACAAACAACAAAGAAGCUGUGGACAUCUGUAUAUUUCAGCAGCAUAAACAAAGACCUGUUACAUUGAAGAACAUGUGACAUAAUGUUGGCCACUGGUAUUAAACUAAUAUAUGAGGGUGAUGUGCCUCAACUGAAGUGCAGCACAACCUCUCCUGCUACAUACAGCCUCUCCUGCUACAUACAGCCUCUCCUGCUACAUACAGACUCUCCUGCUACAUACAGUCUCUCCUGCUACAUACAGCCUCUCCUGCUACAUACAGACUCUCCUGCUACAUACAGCCUCUCCUGCUACAUACAGACUCUCCUGCUACAUACAGUCUCUCCUGCUACAUACAGCCUCUCCUGCUACAUACAGACUCUCCUGCUACAUACAGACUCUCCUGCUACAUACAGCCUCUCCUGCUACAUACAGCCUCUCCUGCUACAUACAGCCUCUCCUGCUACAUACAGACUCUCCUGCUACAUACAGACUCUCCUGCUACAUACAGCCUCUCCUGCUACAUACAGACUCUCCUGCUACAUACAGUCUCUCCUGCUACAUACAGACUCUCCUGCUACAUACAGACUCUCCUGCUACAUACAGACUCUCCUGCUACAUACAGUCUCUCCUGCUACAUACAGCCUCUCCUGCUACAUACAGACUCUCCUGCUACAUACAGACUCUCCUGCUACAUACAGUCUCUCCUGCUACAUACAGCCUCUCCUGCUACAUACAGCCUCUCCCGCUACAUACAGACUCUCCCGCUACAUACAGACUCUCCCGCUACAUACAGUCUCUCCCGCUACAUACAGACUCUCCCGCUACAUACAGACUCUCCCGCUACAUACAGUCUCUCCCGCUACAUACAGUCUCUCCCGCUACAUACAGUCUCUCCCGCUACAUACAGACUCUCCCGCUACAUACAGACUCUCCCGCUACAUACAGUCUCUCCCGCUACAUACAGACUCUCCCGCUACAUACAGACUCUCCCGCUACAUACAGUCUCUCCCGCUACAUACAGACUCUCCCGCUACAUACAGUCUCUCCCGCUACAUACAGACUCUCCACAUCAACAGCUACAGCACAUCUGAAUCAAGUCCAUGGUCAGUUUUGAUUGAUUGGGACACUUAAACCAAAGGUUAUUUUUGUUAUUUGAAACAUUUUGUUUGGUCUGUUUCGUGUGUGUGAUAAAAUAAAAUGCAAUGUUCAAAACAA